This is a messenger RNA of Oikopleura dioica, 681 nucleotides long. NCBI's taxonomy places the organism in Eukaryota, Metazoa, Chordata, Appendicularia, Copelata, Oikopleuridae. The record is from the annotation of a GenBank genome assembly.
AUGAAGCAUAAUUAUCAAAGUGUUUCAAAGGCAAUAGGAGCGACCCUCAUAUCUUUCUCCAUCCUUCUCAUUAUCGUUGAUUCGACAUGGAUUUGGAUGGAUGUGUAUUCGGGGUAUUUUUGGAUAUGCUCAUGGACAUUUGGAACAGGAAUCAUCGCUGGAGGACUGGGCAUUGCAGCUGGAUCGUUAGGUGUUAGCGUAUCGAAAAAUAAAGAACUUGUAGACUUUUUCGCCAAAUUUGGACCAACAGCGGCUAUGGGAAAUGCUGCUGGAUCUGUUGCUGCUGUGUUUUAUGGCUAUAUCACUUGGUGUGUUUUUUACCAUCUUUACGGCAUGCCAACGACAAGCGGGCCGUUUUGGGGUUCUUUCGUUGCCAUCGUCAUCUGUGAAUGGAUCUUCUUGACUCUCGUCAUGGCUCUUUCUUUCUUCCAAGCUAACUUUAUCGGUUGCACAUGUUGCUGCAGAGACCCCUCUGAUUCCGGAGCAAUUGAACCUGUUAACGAAGCCGUCUCUGCGAUUCAAGGAUACCCAACUGUUCCCUACCAAGGGUACCCUUCACAAGGUCAGCCCGAGAUGAUGCCUACCUAUGGACAGUACCAUCCGUAUCCAGCUCCUAAAGAAGUUGAAGAAUCAUCAUCGGAUUCUUCUGACUCUUCUUCCUCAAACUCUGAUUCCGACUGA